AUGAACUACGAUGAGGCAAUUAGGCAAAGCAUUCAGCAACUUUCAUACGAAAUUGCUCUAAUGGGAAGUUUGAUGAUGAAGCUGAUCAUAUUGCCAAUCUUGAUUCUGGGUGGAUCAAUCCCUUGUUCUUUCGGAGUUGAAUUUGAAAGCUUGGCUUCAGAGAAGGGAAGGUUUGGUUCUCAAGUAGCAGGGAAAGCAAAAGCUGGGAAGAACAGCUACUUGGGUUUUGAAGAUGUGAAGAGAAACCAGAUGAUGGGAAAGUUGAGGGAAUAUGAAAAUAUAAUAACUACUUCAGCUUCAAAGCAAAACGUUUAUGCCAAUUUCAGAUACAAUCAGAUGAUAAUGCCUAGACUAUUUCAAGUACCAAUUUCUCCAGCUGGAAAUGCUCCCGGUAGUCCGAGUCCUCCAGGUCCUGGUCCUCGAUUAUGCACUGGGAUGGAACAGUGUAAUAUAGAAAUAAUGGCCAAGAAUAUCGUUGAACUCUGA
Molecule: messenger RNA, 486 nt
Organism: Hevea brasiliensis (rubber tree)
Lineage: Eukaryota; Viridiplantae; Streptophyta; Magnoliopsida; Malpighiales; Euphorbiaceae
Exons: 3
Coding region: 1-486 (161 amino acids)
Source: RefSeq, a predicted model, not a curated record